AUGGCUCCGAAGGAAACUGUGGGUGGUUCUUCUAUUCAGCUUCUUUCCACAGUGCCAAAGGGCAGUCCGGAUCCGUCCUUCACGGAUUCAAAUUCCCCCGCGAGAGGAUACCCCUUGCGUCGAUUUUGGUUCCGUACCUCCGUCUUGCUCCUAGGCCCGGUCAUCAUUUUCAUCUACUUUUUAAUGAUCUGGCUUUUCUUCUUCAGAGACACCGACACUGUUAAAUACCGAUCUCGCGAGGGAACAUGGGUUUACUAUUCUUGGUUCGUGACCGGUGUCUUCGGUCUGAACAUUUCACGAUAUGGUCUUGUUGGCGUCGAAGCUGCCAUGUUGCAGGAGCCCUUUUGGGGGCCAAAAAGUGCAAUGGGGCUCCUGAUGCAUAGCGGGAGCACCUGGGCCGGGCCAGGAGGAUGGAUGAAGUGCAUACAACGCGCUAUUUCCAUGGAAAGGAAUCUCGCAGGUCGACUAUGGUAUGUUCUUGCUGUGCUAAGUUUAGUGCCUUUAGUCGCAUUCCCGAUUUCUGGUUUGUCUAUGGAACUCGCAGAUGGAUAUAUCGCAUCGUCAGCGCCGCCGAUGGUCGUGGGCCGUGAAUGGAGCAACUUCCAUCGCCGCGAACCUGAUCAAACUAAGAAGCGAGGCGGGACAGUUUGGAGAACGGCAUCCGCAGUGAUUCCGGGCAUUGGUAUUGCUUACAGUCCUCCACAGGUCGAUCGGGAGAAGUUCGAGUUUCUAACAACGCUACCAAACUCCCUUUCCUUUGACCCCGGAAUUCCCGAACUCUUCCUUGGGCCGCAGGCGACGACGCCUAUCGGCGGUAAGGCUUGGGGACUUCGGCUGCAGUAUAACUGCUCGAUGGUCCAGUCAGCCUCAGAGUUUACAAUUCUUUCCCAGAAAUCUUCAGCCCUGAAGCCCAAUAACUCUGGUGUGAUAGACGAUGAUUCUAGAUAUAAACCUAGAUAUAAAACCCUCCAGACACCUUCCGGCGCAACCAUCACCUUCUUCAACAGCACUCAGGCGAUUGGUGGAAAUAAUCUUUGGGCAUACGCCGAAAUGGGAGUGAGCCAUGACUUCGUUUCGUCCACGUACGAUGGUUCAGAGCCUAGUUUCGAAUCUGGCGAGCCUGAGAUCCUGGAAUAUGCGCUAUGGCAGGUCCGACGUCCCUGUUCGUACGACGGAGACGACAGAAUAACUUUCAAUUAUACUCUCAAACCUUCCAUUGCUGGCAUGGGCAGUCCUAUCAUACAGAAUCCCAGUGGAAAAUUCGAGCGUAAUGCCUCCUUCUUCGACUGGUCAAAUGGCACAAGUACUGAUACGAAGGACUUUGUCUCCUUCGUCGCUUACGAGAGCUUCCAAGAAAAUAUCACACUGGCUCCCCCUAUUGGAGUCCAAUGCCGUCGUAUCUCAGAUCUCGGGACAGCCAAACUGGACUCCCGAACAAGCACCUUCAGCGAGUUUGAAAAGUCUCCUAGCCCAAUAUGGUCAGCGGCCGAAUAUGAGGCCAAGCAACCUCGAUUUGGUGCCACAGCAAUAUCCAUUUUGCUGGGCCGCUAUACCGAAAUCUUCGAGUCAACCAAAUCACCCCUCCCCUAUAUCCUUUCUAACUCGGCCUGCUAUGAUCAUUUUGUACAGCCACAAGUUCUAUUACAGUCGGUUUUACAAGCCCACGCUGUUGAUGCCUUGCAACUCAUGUAUGACGGUGCUACAGGAUUAAAUGGUGGCUAUGUCAACACGAACUUGACAUCGUCUCGCCGUGGGAAAGUUCUAGAACCCGGCGUCGUUCCACCGUUGGUUUCGACUUUACUUUUGGGAAUUUGGGCCACUGGAUGCAUUGUCUUGGGCGUGAUGUAUGGCUUCCGCCGUCGCUGGUCUGACACACUGGAUGGGUACAGUUUGUUCCGCUUCGGAGUAGGCUUUGGUGAGGAACUUCGUAAUAAGAACGCCCUAUCCAGUACCCAGGGGCUAGAGAAGAGCGACCGGCUGUGGUCACUUCCAGGAAUGAUUGGUGAUUCGAGAAUGCAAUUUGAUAUCGGCCAUAUCAGUCUAGUCGGGAAGGACCAGGCCGUCAACCCAAGUAAACUAUACACCUGA
This is a messenger RNA of Nannizzia gypsea CBS 118893, 2088 nucleotides long. RefSeq lists its product as hypothetical. The transcript has a single exon. The coding region runs from base 1 to 2088 and encodes 695 amino acids. Lineage: Eukaryota; Fungi; Ascomycota; Eurotiomycetes; Onygenales; Arthrodermataceae. The record is from RefSeq and is a predicted model, not a curated record.